AUAAAAAAUCGAAAUUGAAACCUAAGCAAGUGAUAAAACCUACACAACUCUCCCAACCCACGAGAACGGCUAUAAACACUUCCCGUGCCUACUCUCGCCGCCGCCGCCGCCGGUCCGCUCCUCAAUUUCUCUUCCCGCCGCCGGCCUGCUUCGUGCGUAGAUAAAUUUGUAUUCGGCGGUGUAAGUAACAUUAAAAAAAACAGCGAAGAUGAAGGAGACUUUGCUUCCAUCGUCAAUUAAAAACAAAGAGAAAAGAUCAGCAGUCCAUGCGAAGUUGAAGCAGCAAAAGAAGGUAGAGAAGAAGAGGAACCAAAAAGUUCGCGAAGCUGCGGAAAAGAAAGCCUUGGAGCUGGGAGAGGACCCACCGCCCAAGAAAACCCCUCGGACAAUCGAGAACACUCGUGAAUUGGACGAAACUGUAUGCAAACCCGACGACGAGGAGCUAUUUGCUGGAAACGAUGCAGAUGAAUUCAGCUCCAUCUUGAAACAAGAAUGCAUACCUAAGAUAUUGAUUACCACCUCCCGAUUCCAUUCAUCCAGAGGACCCGAUUUUAUUGAAGAUUUGCGCUCUAUCAUUCCCAAUGCUCAUUACUACAAGAGAGGAACAUAUGACCUCAAAAAGAUUGUUGAAUAUGCAAAAAAGAAGGAUUUCACAUCAGUCAUAGUUGUCCACACCAACCGCCGGGAACCAGAUGCUCUGUUGAUUAUUGGGAUACCGAAUGGUCCUACUGCUCACUUCAAACUUUCAAAGCUUGUUUUGCGAAAAGACAUUAAGAAUCAUGGAAAUCCGACCAGUCACCAGCCUGAGUUAGUUUUGAAUAAUUUCACCACACGUUUGGGGCAUCGUGUAGGCAGGCUAAUCCAGUCUCUUUUUCCGCAAGACCCUCAUUUCAAUGGCCGGAGAGUUGUUACCUUCCACAAUCAACGCGAUUUUGUAUUUUUCCGCCAUCACCGUUACAUUUUCGAAACAAAAGAAAGCAAAACGCCGGAAGGUAAAGACAAAAAAGAAAACAAGGCUGCUCGUCCGGGGAAAGUUGUUGCCCGGCUUCAGGAAUGUGGACCCCGCUUCACCCUGAAGCUAACAAGUCUUCAGAAUGGAACAUUCGACACACAAGGAGGUGAAUAUGAAUGGGUACACAAGCCUGAAAUGGAUACCAGCCGAAGGAGGUUUUUCUUGUGAUAAACUCGGAGAUGCGAUUCUUCGGAAAUUUUGAAAAGCUAUGUGGAAGUCUAAUGAAGUUGAGGGUACUAAGUAAAACAUGAAAUUGUAUCAACAAUUUGUGCUAUUAGCUUUGUUUUCUUCAUUUUGAACUGUUGUAGUUUUUGAACUCGAGCUUCAUGUUAUAUGAUUUCAGAGAAUUUACUA
Messenger RNA from Erythranthe guttata (spotted monkey flower), 1366 nucleotides. The record is from RefSeq and is a predicted model, not a curated record. NCBI's taxonomy places the organism in Eukaryota, Viridiplantae, Streptophyta, Magnoliopsida, Lamiales, Phrymaceae.